Acanthopagrus latus (yellowfin seabream) is the source of this 7305-nucleotide messenger RNA. It is a transcript of the gene mkln1, whose product is annotated as muskelin 1, intracellular mediator containing kelch motifs. The record is from RefSeq and is a predicted model, not a curated record. Gene Ontology annotation, cellular component: cytoplasm. NCBI's taxonomy places the organism in Eukaryota, Metazoa, Chordata, Actinopteri, Spariformes, Sparidae. Gene Ontology annotation, molecular function: protein binding. Bases 73 to 2301 code for a protein of 742 amino acids. The transcript has 18 exons.
UACUGUCUCUUUAAGGGCUGUCACUGCUGGCUCCGUGCUGGCCUCCUGCUGCUUGUUAUUUUCUGCAACAAGAUGGCUGUCGUUCCUGAGAGCAGAGUCCUCACUUUCAGCGUUUUUAAAUGGAGCUCUUACUCCUCUACAUAUUUACCCGAGAACAUCUUGGUGGACAAACCUAAUGAUCAGUCUUCCAGGUGGUCUUCUGAGAGCAACUACCCCCCACAGUUUUUAAUCUUGAAAUUGGAAAGGCCAGCAAUUGUUCAGAGCAUCACCUUUGGGAAGUAUGAGAAGACUCACGUCUGCAACCUGAAGAAGUUUAAGGUCUUUGGUGGGAUGAGUGAAGAGAACAUGACAGAGCUUUUGUCCAGUGGCCUUAAGAAUGACUACAACAAGGAAACGUUCACCUUAAAGCAUAAGAUCGACGAGCAGAUGUUUCCCUGCAGAUUUGUCAAAAUAGUGCCUCUGAUGUCUUGGGGUCCUAGUUUUAAUUUCAGCAUCUGGUAUAUUGAGCUGCAUGGUAUCGAAGAUCCUGACGUGGUGCAGCCCUGCCUUAAUUGGUACAGCAAGUACAGAGAACAGGAAGCCAUCCGCCUUUGCCUCAAGCAUUUCCGACAGCAUAACUACACAGAGGCCUUCGAGUCACUGCAAAAGAAGACUCGGAUAGCACUGGAGCACCCAAUGCUCACCCACCUGCAUGACAGGCUGGUGCUACAAGGAGACUUUGAUGCCUGUGAGGAGCUCAUAGACAAAGCUGUGAGAGACGGUUUGUUUAACCAGUAUAUCAGCCAGCAGGAGUACAAGCCCAGGUGGAGUCAGAUCAUCCCGAAAUGCAACAAAGGUACAAGCGCCCAAGAAAUCAACCGAGACGACAUGAACAGUGAUGGCGACGACAACAGGCCGGGGAUGAGGGGAGGACAUCAAAUGGUCAUUGACGUCCAGACUGAGACUGUGUACCUGUUUGGGGGCUGGGAUGGCACACAGGACCUGGCUGACUUCUGGGCUUACAGUGUUCAGGAGAACCAGUGGGCCUGCAUCUCCAGAGACACUGAGAAAGAGAGUGGACCAAGUGCUCGCUCGUGCCACAAGAUGUGUAUCGACUCCCAGCGGCGUCAGAUCUAUACACUGGGCCGGUACCUGGACUCCAGUGUCAGGAACAGCAAGUCUCUGAAGAGCGACUUCUACCGCUAUGACAUUGAUGCCAAUACCUGGACGCUACUCAGCGAGGACACGUCAGCUGAUGGGGGACCAAAGUUGGUGUUUGACCAUCAGAUGUGCAUGGACUCAGAGAAGCACAUGAUCUACACUUUUGGCGGGCGCAUCCUGACAUGUAACGGCAGCGUGGAGGACAGUCGGACAUCAGAGCCUCAGUUCAGUGGCUUGUAUGCCUACCACUGCCAGGCCGGAACAUGGAGCCUCUUGAGGGAAGACUCGUGUAACGCCGGGCCGGAAGAUGUCCAGUCUCGCAUUGGACACUGCAUGCUCUUCCACACUAGAAACCGCUGUCUGUACGUGUUUGGAGGACAGAGGUCAAAGACUUAUCUCAAUGAUUUCUUCAGCUAUGAUGUGGAUGGAGACCAUGUUGAGAUCAUAUCUGAUGGCACGAAGAAAGACUCAGGCAUGGUACCGAUGACGGGCUUUACCCAGAGAGCCACCAUCGACCCCGAGCUCAAUGAGAUCCACGUCUUGUCAGGCCUCAGCAAGGACAAGGACAAACGCGAGGAGAAUGUCCGGAACUCCUUCUGGAUCUAUGACAUUGCACGCAACAACUGGUCAUGUGUAUAUAAGAAUGAUCAGGCAGUGAAAGAAAACCCGAGCAAGGCUCUGCAGGAGGAGGAGCCAUGUCCACGCUUUGCACACCAGCUAGUCUACGAUGAGAUGCACAAGGUUCAUUACCUGUUUGGUGGAAACCCUGGGAAGUCUUGUUCUCCCAAGAUGCGGCUGGAUGACUUCUGGUCCCUCAAACUGUGUCGGCCAUCCAAGGAGUACCUGCUCCGCCACUGCAGAUACCUCAUCAGGAAAUACAGGUUUGAGGAGAAAGCCCAAUCUGAGCCGUUGAGCGCACUAAAAUACCUGCAGAACGACUUGUCACUGACGGUGGACCACACAGACCCUGAUGAGACCAAAGAGUUCCAGCUCCUGCCGUCGGCUCUCUUUAAGUCUAGCUCCGACUUCAUCCCUCUGGGGUUCUCAGACGUAGACCAGACGUACGCUCAGCGGACGCAGCUCUUCGACACACUCGUCAACUUCUUCCCUGACAGCAUGACCCCUCCCAAGGGUAACCUGGUAGACCUCAUCACGCUCUAGCUCCGACCCUUAACACACCCACUCCUCCUCCAUCGCCUCACCCAUUGGACUGAGUUGACACCUGCCCAUCCACACACCUGAUGGGACAGAGGAGACCAGUUAUUUUUCUAUUCCUGAACCCUUCUAGUGGGAUUACUCCUUAUCUGGAGCCUCCUGCUGUAUCCAUCUGUGUUAGCAGAUGGUGAGGGUCAUAAACACACACUUAGACAACACUGGUAUUUGGAUAUGGGCGAAACUCUUAAACCUGAGGUGUGGUUGCUUAUCCCUUUGAUUUUCGUGCUGAUGAAAAUGUCUCAGCACAUGCAUAGGCCCUCUGAACUCUGCCAAACAUCACUUGUUUUUCAACUUCACUUGAUUUUAUUUCUCCGAAACGUUAAAGCCAAAAACGAGGAUUUGUAAGCAUUUGUUUACAAUCUUUUUUCAUAGAUUUUCCUUUUUUUAGGUGUUGGAUUUAUGCUUUGUACCCACACAAACUUCCACAGUCAACCACAUGUUUCCGACUACAUGUUUGGAGUAAAACAGAUGAAGAGUAUGUGUCUGUUCAGACCAGUUGUUGUGGAAGUGAAGUUCAAAUUCAAUGAUUGUUAAUUUUUUGAGGGCAGGACGGUGUGAUCAUGAUCCGGGAAACCACUUCGCUCCACAGCUACAGGCAUAUCUGUUCCAUUGGUGAAAUAUGAACAUCUCUCCUGCAAAUCAUUCAUUUUGAUGAUUUGGUAAGCUUGCUUUUCUAUAGCACAUGCCCUAUUUAUCAUUGUGACGCCCACGCUAAGACAAAAAGAGUUAAAAAAAAAAAAAAAAAAAAAAUGUAAUAGUGUUGUAUGGACAAUACGGAACAAUUCUAUGAGAUGAAGUAUGAAGUUUAAUAUAUAUCUAAAUAUAACUUAUCUUGGUUUUGGUUGUUAUCCCUGUCAAACUGGUGAGUACAUUUGGAUUUACUACAGAAGACACAAGAUGAUUUCCUCUGCAAUUAAUGGACUUUAACUUCAAUGCUGUACAGGAUAUGUAAAUAUACAUAUAGGAUUAUUUUGAUUGAACAGAUUCUGUGCAGGAUCUUGUUCUUUUUUGCCCCGUUUCAUCAAAAAGUCAGGUACAGUAACUUUCUGGCUCCACUUUUAAGACUUACUGCAUAUUGGAAAAGAAUUGAAAGCAAUUGUUGUGUGCAGGCGUGCCUGUGUGUGUGUGGAGUGCAGGUGCCAGUAUUCCAGUUUGACAAUUAGAAUGGAAAAAGGCAUUUUUGGUCCGUUUGUCAUGGUGUGUAGACAUGAUGUUCCUCUAGUGUCAUGAAUUAGUGAAAUAUCUUUCUUUUGUUCUUUCUAAAAAUCCCAAGUUGGGCCCCUUUUUAAUAGUUUUGUUUUGUAGACAGCAGGCUUGAGUAUAAUAAGCCUAGCCACUGCAUCAUCCCUUCAAACCAUGUAAUGAAGACUCUUGUCAGGUAUUACACCACUUAUACCAUGGCCAGCUGGCAUGAAGUCUGGCAGACAUGGGUUGUUUUUAAUCGACACAGAAGAUUUUCACAAACAACUGUCUGCCUGUUAAGUCUUUACUCAUCUUACAAAGGGUGAACGCUGGUGGAACAUGGGGAACACUAUUCAGUGUUGGUGAUUGAGAUGUCAAUCACUCACAAUCUUAUUUAUUAUUCCUGAUAACAAGAUACUUGAGUGUGUGAAACUGCUGGUUUGUGGUUCAGUGUUUCCCACAGAUUGACUGACUGUGUGCAUGUGUACCUGUGAUGGUGGUGGGUGGGAGGUUAUAUCAGACCUGAGCCAGUAACCUACGUUAAACAUUAUAGUCGGCACGUUUACAGGAGAGGUGUAAUACUGGAACAUCUCUACCUCUCUGUGUUUCUCUGCAGAGCAUGUUUGAUUGACAGUAGUGGGAGCAGUGACGACAGAUGGUCUAUUAGUUAAUAUAUUGUGGAUGGUGUCUGUCCCUCCAACAGAUACGAAAAUGAAAGUUAAAAAAAUGCUAAAAUUGGUUGUGAAAUAUACUUAGGCUGCCCACCCAUUUAAUGUCUAUGUGUGGGAAACACUGGUUCAGCUGUUUGUGGUAAAUGAGGAAGGGACACCCAGCACAAAGGUUCCCAUCAACACUAACUUUGGAAUGUAUUUCACAGUUGUAGGGAAAAGCCCUGUCCUACUGGCUGUAACAUUACUAAAACAAAGAUAAUUUGGGGCAGGAGCUGGGCUAAUGGCAGAUUGUUCAGAUCUUCAUACAGAGGUAGAGUGGGGCUCAGUCACAUAAGAGUAGCCAGAGGAUUUGUUUCUUGCUCAAGGAUACUUGAGAAGUUUGUUGGUCUGACUGAUGAUGACCAUGACCUCUGCUCACAGCUGGAAAAGUUUACCUCUGCUGUCACCAAAUCGUUAAGUUUUCAUUGGUGCUUACUGGUUACUCAAAGUCACACUGUCAGUUUUCUUUAUUGUCUUCCAUGACUCUCAGUGAGAUGCCAACGGGUUGUCUGGUAGUGGUAAUAUGAUCACUGUCGUCCCAUCGAUAAAACUCAGUGGUCACUGGUCAGGGUAAAGAAUCAAAUGAUUGUCUCUCCCGGUCCUACAUUUCUAACAACUGUGAUACAUCAGAGCACAGCGUCACUCGACAUCCCUGGCAAAUCUGCUAUGACUGUUAAACUCAAUUUGUACAGAUUUAGUGUGUAAUGUACAGGAUCAGUGCUAUUUCUAUCUGUGAGCUCAAAGAACAUGGAGGACAAAGGACAUCACAAGGUCAGCUUGACAAGAGGGCAGAAUUGGGUGUAAAAGAUGUUUUGUUUGUUGUGUGACUUAAUGGCAAAAUUAAAAACAAUCUUAACUUAAUAUCUCAUUUAAUUUUAUAUUGACUGAGGGGUCACAUCUGUAAUAGGAGUGAAACUCUGUUUACUGAGACUUUGAAAUCAGACAAACAAGUUGACAAAUUAGUCCCUAUUCAGUGGCAUUUUAACAAUGCUGCGCUACAGCUGAGGCACUUGCUUUGAAAUUAAAGGACCAUACUGGUGUGUUGAGGUACAUUACAGGAUCGUCCUGUGAACGAACAUUCUUCCACACAGUGUGUCAAAGAAUGUGUAAGUUUGAGUGUUGGCUGCAUGGCAUACUGCUGUUGGUUUCAUUUGAUUUCAGCUUCUGUUAAUGAUGAUAUAGAUAAUAAUCAUAAUUACAUUUACUGUGAUGGGCUGCCUGUUUCACUUCUGAAUGAAUGUGUUAAAUGGUGCUGAAGUGAACUGAAACCAGCUGCUAUGUGGAACGCAAGGGAACAGCAAAAGCAUGUUUUAGAGGAAGGCUGGCAGUAAUGUCAGAAAUAGAUACACGGCUCUGCUUUCCUGCUGAGAGUUGGCUGAGGAGAGCGGUACCAGUCAUGUCUGUACAUGCCUCCCUCUAAUUAUUAAGCUACCACCAACAGCUAGUUAGCUAAGCUUAGCCUCAAGACUAUUAACAGGGAAACAUACAGACCAGCUCUGGCAAAAGGUAACAGAACCUGCCUUCUGACCCUUCUAAAGCUCAUUCAUGAACAAAGUUGGAGUGUGUGGUGAUAAUCUGAUUUAAUAACAAGGCCUCAGGAGGUGUAUGUGCCUGGCCAAUAUACAGUCAGUUACAUAAACUCCUGUAAAACUCGUCAAUUUUACACUUUUUGCAAAUUGACCAAACAACCUAAAAGGUGUUAAUAAGUUUGCUUAAGAGGUGCUCAGAUGUAGAUAUUGUUGCCUUUUGGACCAAGCCAGGUGAGCUUUUUACCCCUUGUUCCAGUCUUCAUGCUAAGUUAACCUGCUAGAAAUGGCUAUAUUGCGUACAGGCAUGAGUGGGAUGUCAACCUUCAAGUCUGUCUUAGAAAUUUGGAGAAGUACACUUUUUUUUUGCUUUCUUGCAAAUUAUUCCUUGAAAGAUACAUGAUUUGAAGCAUGCGUGCUGGAAUUUACUAGGCAAAAAACACACUGGUAUAGUCCUUCAGGUGUCAGACAUGAGCUUCUUUUUUUCUACAAACCCCAGUCUGAAUAGAAACGUCUGAUGCUUUAUCGAACACACUUGAUGAAUCUGUAUCUUGUCAAUUGAGCUCCCCGCUGAAUUGAAAAGAUAUAGAUUGAUCACUUGCUUUGAUGUGGCUUUAAAUUGAUAAUGUGCUACUUUAUGUGAGAGAGAUUGUUCCAUUAAAUGCACUAUAUAUUGUAUACAAUAUCUGAUCUCAAAAGGAUGUCGACCCCCUCAGGAUGUGGUUCUCUGUGAUUAUGGGUGCUCUGCUAAUGUACUUAUCAUCACUGUAGAUAAUCUUUUCUAUGAUCUGCCUGUUUCCGUCACUCCAAAUUCGAGUUGCGAGACAUUUAAUUCUCUAAAUUCAUCAAUUGAGGAAAGUCAAUCAUGAUGUGGGAUGUUGCCGAUUGUAUUUCGAGUAUUUGGCCAUUUUGCACGUUAAUGUUAGUUUGCUGGAGGCAGAUCAUGGCAUGUCUUACAUGUCCGUUCAUGUUUAUUUUGCCCAUAAUCCUGCUGCCCUGAUACUGACUAAAACUAAACAGAUCAGCGUUUUAAACACAAAGAAAAACAAAACACCAGAGCAAAAAAAAAAAAAAAAAAGGAUGAAACUAUCUUAGAAAAUGACAAUGCUUUGUGGGGGAUUAUUUAUGAUAUUUGACAUCAUUAAGGGCUCAUCUUGCUUGGGUAGCAUCUAUUUUUGUUUUGUGCCAGAAGAAAACUGAGUUUUAAAGACUAAUUGAAAGCACCUUUGUAAAGAAAAAGAAAAAAAAACAAUGCCAAAUACUAAUUUUCUUUGUGCUAUUUUAGGGUAAACAUCCUCCAUGUGACAAUGUUUGCUGGAUGAAAUGUUAUUUUUUUCAUUUUCAUUUUUUUUUUUUCUUUGCAUUUUGCCCUUCUCUCGACCCCUGGGUGGGACUCGAGUUUAAAGGCUGGUACUCUCAGAUCAGUGAGCACUACUCUGUGGAUACAGUGAAUGUGUAGAAAGCCUUGUAGUAUUGCAUUGUAUGUAAUGUAUAUAAUGAAUAAAGAUUGUAUUUUGUUGAGGUUUUCUUAA